UAAAUUUCAUAUUAUACAAUGCCUGAAACCAGGGCUUCGGAAAUGGAGGCGCUUCGAGCUGAAAUUGAACAGCUCAAAGCGUUGAUGACGAUCGGGAAUAGCAGCAAAUUCUGCAUUCCCGAUCCAAUCAAAAAUUUGUCGGAAUUUUCCGGCAACAAGAAGGAACUGUCGAGCUGGCUACGCGAAGUGGAUGAGUUAUACGACAUGUUCAAAAUAAAGGGCGCGAAUGGACAGCCCGACUCACUAAGCUCUAUGUAUUUAAGAGCAAUAAAAAAUAAAGUACAAGGAGAUGCCCGCGCGAUUCUAUGCGCAAAUGGCGAUCCCGAUACCAUCUAUGGUAUCAAACAAAUUUUGAUCGAACAAUAUGGUGACCACCGAGACUUUGCGACCAAUGUGUCGUCGUUAUUCAAUUUACGGCGAGGUGACAAAAGCCACCUCAGGUUUUACAACGAUUGCAAAGACAUCAACACAAGACUUAAAGCAAAUUUGUUGUCGAAUCCUCUAUCCGUUCGACAAAUUAUAGAUGUUUUAAGUGUAACUAGAUAUUUAGAUAACAUUGGGGAGCCUUUAGCUUCCAUAAUAAGACAAUCGAAGCCAAAUACGUUGGAAGAAGCAUACGAAGCCGUAUCCAUAAAUCAAAACGCAGAAAUUAGAACGAAGCCUAUUAAAUUUCAUUCACAGUCCAGACCUCAUAACGACCCUAAAAGCAGCGGUCCAUAUAAUAACAAUAACGGCAAAACAAAUCCAAACGCGAGUAAAUUUGUUUAUAAAAAACAAGUGCAACAGCAUAAACCUCGGGCAGAAUACAAUACUAACGAGAUCGACGUGGCCAAUGAAUACGACGAUGACGAUGGUGACGACAACGAUGACAAUGUGACAAACAGUGAAGUGCAUAGUGAUGAUUCAAAUUUUUUAGAAGAAGAGCGUCAGCAGGCAGCAACAUAAACAAUUUUAUACCUUACAUUAAUUACCAGACAAAUAAAGGAGUGCUUAAAUUCUUAAUCGAUACGGGCGCAAAUAAAUCUUACAUUAGUCCGGAACAUGUGCACAGGACCAAAAUAACGGAUCGGCCCGCAAUAGUAACGAACAAAAACGGUAAAUUUAUCAUCGACAAAAUGGUCCACAUAAAUAUUUUCCCCAGAGUAUCCAAUGAAAAGCUUCCUUUUCACGUUUUUAAAUUUCAUGAAUUUUUCGACGGCCUCAUUGGCUACGAAAACUUAGCAGCAAUGAAAGCCAAAAUUGACUCAGGCAAUCAUCAACUGUUGAUAAGAAACAUUCAGUAUCCACUUUCAAAAUAUUAUCCACGUUCAUGGAACUUUCACGAACAAACGGAGGAGCUAGCUGAGAUAUGCACCACCUCCGAUGGGACAUUUCUCAUUGAGAACGAGUUAAACCUAACGACCGGUGUUACGUUACAACCUGGUUUAUAUGCAGCUAAAAAUAAUCGUGCCACAGUGCAUUUAUUCAGUACCAAGCGUGCUAAACUGAACGAAAUUAAACCGCUCGAAAAUGAACGCUAUUUCCUUAAUCAACAUGAAACGUGUCCGCGACUGAACUUCCCAGCGGAUCACCUAAGCAGAGAAGAAGUCAAACUCUUAGCUAAGACUCUACAACCAUAUAAAAGCAUUUUUUAUCAAGAAGGACAAAAAUUAGAUUUCACACAUCAAGUAAAACAUAAAAUUGAAACUACCGACAGCAAUCCGAUCCACCAGCGAACCUACAAAUAUCCAUA
Molecule: messenger RNA, 1732 nt
Organism: Aedes aegypti (yellow fever mosquito)
Lineage: Eukaryota; Metazoa; Arthropoda; Insecta; Diptera; Culicidae
Exons: 2
Coding region: 19-945 (308 amino acids)
Source: RefSeq, a predicted model, not a curated record